Molecule: messenger RNA, 443 nt
Organism: Aspergillus versicolor CBS 583.65
Lineage: Eukaryota; Fungi; Ascomycota; Eurotiomycetes; Eurotiales; Aspergillaceae
Exons: 1
Coding region: 34-324 (96 amino acids)
Source: RefSeq, a predicted model, not a curated record
CUGUCUAUUUAUUACAUCUCCAUCGCGGUAGACAUGUUUGGUCCCCUCCCCGAGCCAUGGUGGUCCUCCUGGGAGGGUCGAGAGUACUAUGAACCAGACAGCUCCCGCGAAGAUACCAGCUUGCGAGGGUUUUUAAAACACCCGGUUGCACAUACCCUGAAGGAUAUUAACGGCGAGACCCAGCGUUCCGCCAUUCCUCAGGAGGAGCUAGAGCUGUUUGGGGACUUGUUGGAGAGUAUGUUCCAGUACGAUCCAGCAAAGAGGCCUUCAAUUGAGGAGGUCUUAAAGCACCCGUGGUUUGCCUUUGCAGCUGAGAUGUCUUGAUACCAUUCUUUAUUACCGUUGAUUUGAGCGUUAUACUGUCUUGCAAUCUUGUUUCGCCUCAGUUUCUCUACUUGCCGCGGCGGUCUGCUGGCCUUUUCUUUUUCUUCUGGGUUAGAAAU